AUGAGAGCAUUACCGGUGCCAGACCCCGACGAAUACGACAGGUACGUUUUCGGGAACGAGUACGAAUUCGAGCCUGCGCUUAUGCCCUACGACGAAGACCUUUUCUUCCAACAGUCGUGGACCGGGAGCUAUCCCAAAUGUGUGGUGGCUGCGAAUACAGUGUGUCACACUUUCUGCAGCCGGGCUGAUCGUGUGGGGCCAGCAGACCGUCACGGUCGAUGUGUGAUUUGCUUGGAGAACUUCAAAGACGGCGAUUGCAUGCGGUCUUUGCGCUGCUUUCACACCUUCCACCAAAGCUGCGUGGACAAAUGGCUGGAGGGCAGCCGGCUCUGCCCCAUUUGCAAGCAGGACAUCACAGGCUCUCCCUGGGCACUGGCAACUGAAGCUGCGGCCUCCUCGGACUCAGACUUCACCAGCAGUGAUUUCGUUGCAGACGAAGCAGGACACCCCCGCCCCCCAACCCCCCCCUUGAGGCGAUCUGCAGCGGAAGUGUCGGCACCAGCACAGCACCGACGGCCGCUGCCUGCACAGUCUGCGCACUCAACACGGCCGCGUCUUGUGCAGCCUGUGCUUCGGUUUGAAUCAGGGCGCUCUGCACUGUCUGCCCUGUAUGCGAGCACCGCCUCUGUUCUCCAGCGCCUGCACCACGACCGUGUCUCUCAAGUGCUGCACGGAACUGCCUACAGUGCUCCCAGCACUGACAGCCGGGCAAGAUGCCAGGUUCCGACCAGUUGCGACCAGAACAGGGAAGACGGUGUAUCCGCGGCAAUGGAUGGCAUCGCACCCUUUGCGUUGCCCAGGCGACUCAGGAUGGACCCGGAUGCGUCCGACAUUCACGUUUUUCAUCCGGAAGUACCUUUGCCGUCUUCCGAUGAGGAGGAUUCGGAUGUGGAGGCGUCAGUGGAGGGAUGUUCGGAGCUGGAGAUUUCCAAGCACACGCUGUGCCACAUCCACGUGACCCAUCCCGGCGAAAAAGGCCCCGGGCCCGACAAGGGACCCCAGGAGGAGACGUGUGCUGUUUGUUUAGAGGACUUCCGAGAUGGCGACUUGGUGCGGGUCUUGCGCUGCUUUCACACUUUUCACAAAGACUGUGUGGAUAAAUGGCUGGCCCGGAACCACCUGUGUCCAAUAUGCAAGCAGGACGUCGCAGGACAACCGACUUGGAAAGAGCGCAAGGAUAUCGCGUGCUGUUUGGCCUCCGAGGUACAGCCAAUGACCAGUGUCGUGGACUUUCCUUCCCUCGUUCAUGAGGUUCCAGAACACUCGUCGGCGAGGCUUUCUUUUCGCACAGUACGCCGCUUGUACAAUGCUUCUGGAAGCGCAGUUUCUCGGCUGAUGCGCUCUGCAGCUACAGUGCCGCUUUGUCCGCAUGAUGUGGUCCAGCCACUCCGCAGUGGCCGAACGAGGCGAGUUCGUCAAUCCCCGUGCAUCAUCGCAUUGUAG
Symbiodinium sp. CCMP2456 is the source of this 1443-nucleotide messenger RNA. Lineage: Eukaryota; Dinophyceae; Suessiales; Symbiodiniaceae. The record is from the annotation of a GenBank genome assembly.